This is a messenger RNA of Chelmon rostratus (copperband butterflyfish), 765 nucleotides long. Its product is annotated as coiled-coil-helix-coiled-coil-helix domain-containing protein 5. The transcript has 4 exons. Bases 101 to 424 code for a protein of 107 amino acids. Lineage: Eukaryota; Metazoa; Chordata; Actinopteri; Chaetodontiformes; Chaetodontidae. The record is from RefSeq and is a predicted model, not a curated record.
GGUGUAUUUGCCGCACAGACAUGGCUGCACAUGUAGAAAUACUGGUGCUAUAACCUUGGUUGUCCAGUUUCUUCGUGUCAGACGAGCCUAAAAGAGCAACAUGCAGGCUGCUAUGGAUAUCACGGCAAAAUACUGCCAAAAAGAAAUGGAGGCGUAUGGGUCAUGUGUGGCUUCCAACCCAUCAACAUGGCAGCAAACCUGUCAUGGACUUAAGAUGAAGGUUGCACAGUGCACAUCAUCACACCCAGUGAUCCAAAAGAUCAGACAAGGCUGUUCCAAGGAGUUUGUUGAGUUUGAGCAGUGUCUCAGAGAACACCAGGAUAAUCCUACCUCCUGCUCACCACAUGUGGCUCGCUUUCUGGGCUGUGCAGAGACAGUGGACAUCAGUGGAGUGGCUACAAAUCCAGUACCUCAGGCGUCGUAGCAUUCAGACAUCUUCCAUCAACUUCAGAUUACUCCAGUCUCCACAACAGCACAAAUGGGCUGGUUUCACAUGUUACUGUAUGUACAGUGACUGUCAGGAUAUUUGUUUUCCUCUGUGUGACUUACUGUGACUAUUUGUCUGUCUUCAGCAAACAUAUAGAGAUGAAUUCCAAUGGCACUGUGAUUUCAGACAUGUUGUGUAGAAUAUGUAAUUACUGCAUUCUUUUUCUCCUCAUGUUAAUGUUGUGUUAAUGUGAAAAUAGCAUUUAUAAUUGCCUGUAUGCAAAGAACUCUGGAUUUUACUGAUUUGUAUUGAACCAUCUCAUUAAAAUUGACAUCAGA